UAUGAUGUCACAUCCUUAUUCACUUGCAUCCCCACCACAGAGGCUAUCAGGGCGGUGAAGAAGAGACUGCUGAAGGAUGACACACUAAACAACAGGACGAGCCUCACCCCAGACCAUGCAUGCACUCUGCUGGAACUCUGUUUAAACACUACUUACUUCCAGUUUAGGCAGCACUUCUAUAGGCAACAUCACGGCUGUGCUAUGGGCUCCCCAGUGUCUCCUAUAGUGGCCAACUUGUACAUGGAAGAAAUUGAGAAGAAAGCCCUGGCUUCCUUCACUGGCACUGCUCCCAGCCAUUGGUUCCGCUACGUGGAUGACGCAUGGGUUAAAAUCAGGACCCAGGAGGUAGAAGCUUUCACCAAACAUAUCAACUUGGUGGAUAACAACAUCAAAUUCACUCGUGAGGACGCCAGAGAUGACUGUCUGGCCUUUCUGGAUUGUGCAGUCCACUUGGGAGGGGAGAGAAGCCUGCAAGUAGAAGUAUAUCGGAAACCUACACACACGGACCAAUACCUGCUUUUUGACUCACACCAUCCACUUCAACACAAACUGGGAGUCAUCAGAACUUUGAAUCACAAGGCUGAAGUGCCCACAACGGCAGAAGGGGCCAAGAAGGAAAAGUUACACAUCCAGAACUCCCUUAAGGCUUGUGGAUACUCUAAGUGGGCCUUCACCAAAGCUAGGAACACCAACAGGGAGAAACCAGAAACAAGAAGGGAUAACACUGUCAUCCCUUAUGUGGCUGGUUUAUCAGAGAAGUUAAAAAGGAUAUUUCGCAACCACAAUAUCCCAGUCAACUUUAAGCCAGGGAACACCCUGUGGCAAAGACUGGUCCACCCGAAAGACAAAACACCCAGACAUAAACAGAGUGAUGUGGUAUAUGCAAUUAAGUGUAGUCAGGAGUGUAACAACUUGUACACUGUUGAAACUAAGCAAGCUCUGCACAAACACAUGGCCCAACACAGGAGGGCCUACCCCGGUCGACCAGAGUCAGCAGUCUACCUCCACCUGAAGGACAAGGGACAUUCCUUCGAGGACACUGCCAAGCUGGCAUAUCAGGUGCCGUCACGGUUGGACGUGGCCUGUCUAGGAUGGGGCUAG
Monopterus albus (swamp eel) is the source of this 1101-nucleotide messenger RNA. RefSeq lists its product as uncharacterized. The record is from RefSeq and is a predicted model, not a curated record. NCBI's taxonomy places the organism in Eukaryota, Metazoa, Chordata, Actinopteri, Synbranchiformes, Synbranchidae.